Messenger RNA from Mycena citricolor, 1228 nucleotides. NCBI's taxonomy places the organism in Eukaryota, Fungi, Basidiomycota, Agaricomycetes, Agaricales, Mycenaceae. The record is from the annotation of a GenBank genome assembly.
CUUAUCGAGACAGCCCUCUCUAUGAGAUGACAUCUUCACAACUCUCCUGCACACACCCUUGAGCCAUGGUUCACUUCACUCCUCUGCAGCGCCCAAGUGUGGGUGUCUUCAGCCAGUUUCCGCUCCCCAAGGUCGCCGCUGCCUUCCUCAUCCUCUUCGCCUUCGUCCUCCUCGCACACGACCUCAGUCCCCACUUGAGCUCGCGCACGCCGCAGUAUUAUGACUAUUCAAUCUCUCCCAGCGUGAAUAGCUCGCAUCUUCACGAGGCUUUUGGCGGGUCGCGUUUGGCGCGCACGCUCGGCAGCAACGAGCGGGAAUAUCAGAGGAUGAUCGUGAACAGAGAGAACCUCAUUAAAUGGGUUGGAGGAAGACAGAUCGCCUCAUUCCCUUCCAAACAGACCCAGUUCUACGUCCUGUGGGACUUUUACAUCCCCGCUUUUUCGUGUCCCUUUCCGAUGUACCGUGUCGGCACACUCGCCGAUGGCGGGAAGUGGGUCUGCGGCCUCGAGCGUAUCAUCAGUAACAACCCCCGCUGCAUCGUCUACUCGCUCAACAACAACACGCAAUCCUACUCCUCAUUCGAACAGGACAUUCUCGAGAGGUCUUCCAAGUGCCAGGUGUUCGGAUUCGAUGUGAGCUCGCAGGGCACGGCGCCUGAUUGGCCAUGGGGCCAAGAAAAGCACCGAAUCGACUCGCGACUGCAUGUGCACAAUUUCGGGAUCGGCGACAAGGGUCGCUCACUACGCAGCGUCAUGAAACAGCUCGGACACAAAUUCAUUGACAUUCUCAAGGUUGAUCUUGAGGGUGGCGAGUUCGCCGCACUUCCCUCGAUCCUGGCAGAGUGGGGCGAUCAGCCGCUGCCGUUUGGCCAGUUGCUGGUCGAGGUCCACGUCGGUUGGACGAAAGAUAUGACGACGGUGGGCGAUUUCGGAGCCUGGUUCGAGAGGCUGGAGCAAGCAGGACUGCGGCCCUUUUAUUUUGAGAUCAGCAUGACGGAUGUGAAUACGAUGCGUGCGGAGCCGGCGGUGGGAUACUGGUCAUUUAUGAACAUCAGAGGCAGUCAUGCGCUUUUAGACGACAGCUUACCAGAGUAUCCUUGAUUUUCUUUGGAAAUUACAUCAGCCCGAGUUGCAAAUGAACGUUCCAAAACAUUUGAUGAAACUCAGGUCCCAAUCAAGUUCGGUCCCGAUUGGAAGUUUAAUUCAUUGAAAUCAAGAUUGCAGUAAAU